Molecule: messenger RNA, 1227 nt
Organism: Orycteropus afer afer
Lineage: Eukaryota; Metazoa; Chordata; Mammalia; Tubulidentata; Orycteropodidae
Product: plasma serine protease inhibitor
Exons: 4
Coding region: 1-1227 (408 amino acids)
Biological process (GO): negative regulation of endopeptidase activity
Molecular function (GO): serine-type endopeptidase inhibitor activity
Source: RefSeq, a predicted model, not a curated record
AUGCAGUUCUCCUACUUCCUGUGCCUGACGCUACUCAUCCCUCAGGCUGCCACCCUCAGCCGCUACCACUCCCAUGAGUCAAGGAAGAAAGCCAAGGAGCUCCCUGUAGCUGCCACAGAGGCCAUCAGGAGCAAGGACUUUGCCUUCAACCUGUACAGAGUCUUGGCUUCUGCUGACCCUGGCCAGAACAUCUUCUUCUCCCCGGUGAGCAUCUCUAUGUCCUUGGCCAUGCUCUGCCUAGGGGCCCGGUCCCACACGAAGACUCAGAUCCUGGAGGGCCUGGGAUUCAGACUUCAGGAAACCCAGGAGGAGGAGCUCCACAAGGACUUCCAGAAGCUUCUGCAGGAGCUCAGCCGGCCCGGGGAUGGCCUCCAGCUGAGCCUCGGCAACGCCCUGUUCAUGGACCCAAAACAGGCCAUUCAGGAGGUCUUCCUGAGCACCAUGAAGACUCUGUACCUGGCAGAUACUUUCCCCACCAACUUUGGGGACCCAGCAGGGGCCAAGAAGCAGAUCAAUGAUUAUGUGGCAAAGCAAACGAAUGGCAAGAUCCUGGACUUGGUUAAGGAUCUCAAUAGAGAUUCGAUAAUGGUUAUGGUGAAUUACAUUUUCUUUAAAGCUAAAUGGGAGACAAGCUUCAACCACAAAAACACCCAGGAGAAGAGCUUCUAUGUGAGUGCAGAGACAGUGGUGGAAGUGCCCAUGAUGAACCGUGAAGACCUGUACUACUUCCUCCAGGACCACAAUCUCUCCUGCAGGGUGGUGGGCAUCCCCUACCAAGGCAAUGCCACUGCUCUGUUCAUUCUCCCCAACGUAGGUUCCAUGGAGCAAGUGGAGAAUGGACUGAACGAGAAAACACUGCAGAAGUGGUUCAAGAUGUUCAGAAAGAGGCAGCUCCAGCUUUACCUGCCCAGAUUCUCCAUCACGGGUUCGUAUCAGCUGGAGAAAGCUCUCCCCAAGCUGGGGAUCCAAGAGGUAUUCACCACCCAAGCUGACCUGCGUGGCAUCACCAACCACUCAAACAUUCAUGUUUCUGAGAUGGUGCACAAGGCUGUGGUGGAGGUGGACGAGUCGGGAACCAAAGCGACUGCAGCCACAGGGACGGUCAUCAUGUUCAGGUCGGCCCAGAGGAGCACUCUCAGGAUGGUGUUCAACAGGCCAUUCCUGGUGCUCAUCAUGGAGCUUGACAGUAAGAACAUCCUCUUCCUUGGCAAAGUGACCCACCCCUGA